AUGGCGAAUCGAGGUGCGAAUGGUUGUCCUCCGAUAGGACUAAAUGUGAAUUUCGAGAGAAAUAAAUAUAGGUUGGUGUUUUUCGAAAAAAAAAUCUUUAAAGCGAAAACAACAAUUUUCAGACAAACAAUGCCGAAUGCGUUCCGACCACCUAACACUCCGGACCAUCGAAACAAGCGUUUUCAAGAUAAUUCCUCGCCAACCCAAAGUUUCGUCUCAACAGCCACCACCUAUGAGCAACCAUGGUCGUCUCCACAGUUCAAGCCACCUCAGGAGCCACGUUUCAGGCGGACCAAUUCAAUGGCAGUGAAAAAGAAGGAGGAGGUGGAGCAGCAGCGUCCGAAAAUCAAUUUCAUGGAGUUGGGCAAGAAAAUCACCAAUAAAUUCAAAAAAAAUCAGAAAAAUGAUAAGAAAGCAGCAGGAGGAUCAGCAGAUAAUCGAGAUAGUCGUCUCUCAGCUCCGAUUAUCAAGCUCGGCGAAGGAUCCACGUCAUCAGCCUCCUCGCUUCCAGCCACCACGUCGUCUCCAACCAAAAUUAUCAAACCAACGACAAGUGUGAAGAUGCAACCUGAGGAUCGUAUGAAAAUGUUCCAAAAAAUGGGCAGAGAGCAAGCGAUGAAAGUGAGCAAUGUGCAACGGAUGCAGCGGGAGCGUCAGAGGGACUUCUCCCUGGUCCCUGGCCCUGGAAAAGCAUGCCUUUUGGGCUCUAACCAAAGUAUAGACAGUGUUUUCGUUUGCAAUAACUCUCCAGACUCCAGAAGAAGCACGUCGCUAUCGAUGACUGAUGAUGACGUGGAACCUGUAUUCAGGAAUGCAAUGACUAACAAAAAAGUGACCAGUGCGCAAUUCAAUAAGCUUUCCAAUGAAAAUUCCAGUGGACCUAGCUUCACGAGCACUCCUCGAUUGGUGGGAAGCACUGGAUUACAAGCAGAUUCUCCGACGAUUUCCCAUGUUAGAAGUGCCUCCGAAGCGUCUUACUGUAUGAUGACGUCUUCUGAACACCCCACAAUGUACUAUUCUGCGGAUACAUUGAAUAAUUCGCAGCAUAUAAGACACUUCAUGCCUCCAAGAUCUGACGUCUCCUUGGCAUCCACCGCUUCAACGCCGACAGCUCCAGAUCCGACGCCUCCGUUGAAAAAGGUGAAGCAGGAGAUCGAGGAGUCUAGCAAUCCGACGCCACCUCCGACGGCUGACAGUACCCUAUGGAUGGUCUCUAAAGACAUUCGAGAGAAUCAGCUGCAACUCGAACGCGCCGUGCCACGUAUGGAAUCGAUGCGGAAUCGAGCGAUCGCGAUUGAUCAGCAGAGAGUGGUGUUGUUGAACGAGAAGGGUGAUAAGCCGAGUGACGAGGAUGUACUUUUCACGUCCAAAAAUUCCAAAAAUUUGCAGCUACGCCGCUUGUGGAGUCUCGACCGCGAACUGCUCCACGUCAACAACGAAAUGUCAAUGGCGUCGAUGGCGAUUCAGAAUGCGAACAACGUGCUACCGUAUCUCGAAAUGCGUCGAAACGAGCUGCUCGCCGGCUCCCCACCGCCACCACCACUUCAAGCUGGAAGUUUUGUCUAA
Caenorhabditis briggsae is the source of this 1566-nucleotide messenger RNA. NCBI's taxonomy places the organism in Eukaryota, Metazoa, Nematoda, Chromadorea, Rhabditida, Rhabditidae. The transcript is spliced from 3 exons. The coding region runs from base 1 to 1566 and encodes 521 amino acids. The record is from RefSeq and is a predicted model, not a curated record.